Messenger RNA from Seminavis robusta, 2335 nucleotides. The record is from the annotation of a GenBank genome assembly. Lineage: Eukaryota; Bacillariophyta; Bacillariophyceae; Naviculales; Naviculaceae.
CGACGACAUUUCCAUGUGAUGUGGGGAGUCAUUCCUUCAUCUAUCUGCAUGCGAAUCUGCAUUUGAUCGGCAGCAUCAGGACCUUUGUGUCGUACUGUAUUGUCGCUAUUGUAUGUUCAUGUUCUAUGGCUCUCUACUAUCAUACUACUAUCGAACUAACUAAGAAAGAAUGAGCGUCCACACUACUUCUACGAGACAACGUGGAGGAGGAGCGUGGGAACGUCGACGAAAGCAACCAACGGCAGGUAGUGAUGGACGUGAGAGUGCUGAAGAGAGAGAUGAUCCCAAUGACAAGGAAAAGAAACAAAAUCAAGUGUGGCUGUUGGUCGCCUGUGUGUUUGCCUCCUAUUUCUUUUUCCGAUUGUUCUUCAAAUGGGGCACCAAGACUCUGGAAAAGAAUAUUGAAAAGUACGUGGAAAAGUCACAAAGGCACAUUUACAAGGCGGACCACAACAACAAUUACAUGCCCAGGGCAUUGGCCGAAGGAUAUUUUCGAAAACCAAGUGCGGACCGAAAGCAGAAUACUAAUAAGCAGAACAAGAGAGCCAGUGAUGAUAAUCCCGUGGAAAUGAUGAGACAACAACGGCACUUGCACUCAUCACGACAGCAAACAAAGCAGAGUGACACGGUAUCAUCUUUGCUGGCAAAUUUUCAACAGAAACUCGUCCACAAAAAGAAUCCAUCGGCGGAUGUAGUGGCACAACAACAACAACAAAAACAAAAACAAUCAUCACCCCUUCGAGAGCUUCCAGCACGUGUCUGUGUGUCCAAAAAAGACUCCCUCACCGACUUUUCUUCCAAGACCCCCAGAAAGUGCCACGUCGAUUUGUGCCCUCCUCAGCUGUCCUUGCCACCUCCAGAGUCCCAAGAAUCCCACAACAACCACAACAUUAUUGUCAGUUCUCCCAAUCACUACGGACACGGCUUUGUCCAUCGUCCCGAUAUCAUUCGCAACAGUCAUACAUCCAUGAUGUUACCCGGUCAAGCCGGAUCGGGCAGUGGCUGUGCCAUUUCACACAAAUACCAAUUCAUUUACAUUCACGUUCUCAAAAGUGGCGGCAUGACCUUGAAAACAUUUCUCAAACAAGGACUCUGUCAAGGAUCCACCAAGAUGCCGUGUGCCUUGGGGCAAGACCAUUUGCAAAUUGUCGGCUGUCAUUCGGCUGUGGUGCAAUAUCCGCACUAUUUUGUCUGGAGUUUUGUCCGCAAUCCGUUUGGACGCAUGUACAGUAUCUACGCCAUGGCAUUGGACUAUCGGCAACGCAAAAAGAAAGAUACCACGGUAAUGUUGCCGCCAUUUUCCUUUGACGAGUUUGUGCAUGCCAAAGGAGCAAGUCACUCCUUGAAGAACAAGAAACGACGCCAACAUUACAAACGCCGCAGAUUGCUCGGUGGUGGUGGUGGUGGACGAUUUGCCAAUAGACACGGCAACAAACGGGAGUUUGCAGAAGCCAUGUGGUCGAAAAUGGCUCCAUCAUCCUCGAGCUCCAAAUGCACGGCGCGUCGAUCCAUGACCUACAUGGAUGCCGUGCAUUGUCAACCACAAUAUUACUUUUUAUUCAAUGAACAGGAUUGUCCCGUUUUUGAUUAUCUGGGACACCUCGAGACAUUUGCCACUGACUUGAAAACGGUCGUCGACAUGAUUGACAGUCCCGAACUCACGCAACACUACCAGCAAUGGACUCUCAAUAGUACUGCCAUUAAUAAUAGUGGGUUGCACAAGGAAAAGAGCACGUCCUUUGGAAGCAAACAAAAAGAGGCGCAACAUGGGGGGAGCCUGCGGUUGGCGUACGAAUCAGCAUCGGGAGAAGGAGACUUGCAACAGGUUGUUGCCAAGGAAUAUGCCAAGGAUUUUGAACUCUUGGGGUACGAUCCCACUGUGAUUCCCGAGUAGAGCCAUGACGGCUAUGAUAUGGGGUGCAUGAUCAUCUAUCUGCGACAACGUGACAAACAAAAUUCAUCGCUUGGGUUUUCAGUUGCACGCAACAGUCAGUCAGUCAGUCCGAUCGAAUUUGUUUGAUUGUUAUCCAAUGGUCUCAGGUCUCAUGACGACGUUCGGAGCACGACGUUGUGUUUUGGCGUCAAGGCAUUGUUUGGAUUGGUACGGUUGUACAGUAUUGCAACGGUCGUUCCGUUUGUUAUUCAAUUAAAAAGUUUUCAAUGAUGGCCAACCACUGGUCAUCUAGUACCACCGUACUUCGAACCAGUUCCUGUUACGUUAUCCGAAUCCUGUAUCAGUAGUACGGCAACGACACCAAUGCAUCAGUACAUGUAAAUAAACAAUUGUCAACCACAUUAUUACUAAUAUCUAUUGUAAGUCGAUCCGUUCGAACUA